Molecule: messenger RNA, 5055 nt
Organism: Cyprinus carpio (common carp)
Lineage: Eukaryota; Metazoa; Chordata; Actinopteri; Cypriniformes; Cyprinidae
Cellular component (GO): plasma membrane
Molecular function (GO): protein binding
Source: RefSeq, a predicted model, not a curated record
AUUAUCCUUUUUUUUCCCCUGUCAGUAAUUCCUGGCUUUGCACUGAUGGCUUUGCAGGUACAGACUAGAGCCCAACAAAGCCAAUCUACUCAACCCCAUGCCAUAAGAUCUUUUUCUGAAGAAUUAAUGAAGGUGAACAUUUAGUAUUAGAAAGCCCUGUUAUAGUCAUUGUUGGCACAUUGUUGUUAGGCAACUCAAGAAUGAUAUACUACAACUGGCAAUGUAGUAUGCAAUCACCCAAUGGUAGUACUAGUGUGUUGUCAUCUAUUAAUAUUGCAAUAUUAGUUAUUUGACUGAAAAUUUCAAAGGUGGCAUGCAAUUGGUUAAUUAGAGCAGGGGUUCCCAAACUUUUUCAACUACUUUGAGACCAAUCAAAAACAUUUUAGUGGAGAAAGAAAAAAAAACGAAUUGCUUUUUACUUUAUUUUCCUUGUCAUUUUUUUUUACAUUUGGGGCAUACUUAAAUCAUUGACAGACUUGGAAGCUAUAAAAAGGAUGUUACUUAGGUGAAUCAUUUGUUGAUUCUAUAGCCACUCUCACAGAUUCCUUAGUUCAUUCAGUGGAUGAUUCGUAAGAGUAUAGGAACAGGCAGUGAUAAUUCUUAUGCAUUAGCUACAGUCUAGCACUAGAUGUCAGUAAUGUGAUGUACAAUUGAUGUAGUGCUUGCUCUGUGAUAGUUCAGCUGGCAUAAGGAUGCUUAUUUUGGGCUCCUGGGGUGAAGGAUCCAGUGUCAGAGUAUCACUUCCCGCAUCAAGGGAAACGACAAAGUGACUGAUGCAUGAAACCAUUUCAUUAUCUGGCCAAUGUUCAACAAAUGAAGUACCCAUGAAUGUGCAUUAGAAAGCUAAUUGGUUUCAGUGUCAUGCUAAAUUGUGCUUUAUUAGAGACUACAUCUGUUAGCCUAGAUCUGUGUGAAGUGCUUCUAGCUUUUAAACUAGACUUUUCUUCUUUCCAGUGACAAUUUCGUAAGAGUUUAGCAUGUUUGAACAAUUGUUUUUAACAUAAUUUCGGUGACUGUAUAAAUACCAAUUUAAUUGAAGUUUCAUGUGAAAACAAGUCAAAAAUUUGCUGUUGUGUUUCAUAUUUGCAUAUGGAGGCUAUACACUCCAAGCCAAGUGCAUUCAUCAUAACUUGCCAUGGACUGAUAUAAAAGGUUACCCAUCGUUUCUUCACAUACAGAGCAAGAUGGGCAUUUUUAAUAGAGCCCAAGCAUUGAAGGUGGACAUUAAAUCUAAGACAGUAUGUGACCUCUAGUAAUAUGUUGUUUUGUCUUCAAUCUUUGGGUUCUUGACUGCAGCAUGCUGCGGUUGAUUGAGUCCAUUUGCAAUUUAUUACAGCACUGGAAAUUAUAGGAAUUUAUCCAGCUUUGGAACUCUUUGGCAUGGCUGACAGAGCAUGAGAGUGGAGCUGUAGUGUGCUGAGAAAUGCAUUCGAGAUGCAGUUUAAUUUUACAGCAACACAUCCAUCUGAUUGGUGGUAGGAGGGAGUUCACUAAUGUUGAAAGUAGUGUGCACUGAAAACAAGCAUGAAAUGCACUUCAAACUUUGAUUUAUCUAGCUGUUUUUGUUUGUUUACUUGAUACAGAAAUUAAUAAUGGUUAAACAGAUGCAGCAUUAACACAUUCCUAUUAAUCAGAAUCACACAGACGUUUUUUUUAUCAGCUCUGGCUGCUCCUCUUUUUGGGUGGUGAGAGGUGGUGCGUCAGUUUUUCUCAGCUUUGAGCUGGAGAAAUUAUAAUUAUGCUGCUCCAGAUGGCUUGCGUAUUGUGUUGCUGUUGGCGGGCCUUGAAAGAGCUUUCGUCUUUAUCACGCAAUAAAAUCAUCUCGGUGAACAGACACGUCAAACUUAAAGACGCAGCCAUAAUAUCAUCUCUAGAGGUCUGCGUGUUUCCUGCAGCCAGCCCUCCUCUUUCAAAGUGUAAAAUGAGAGUGACACUGAUGAUGCUCGCGAGAAACUGUGACUUGCUCUUACUGUUAAUCCUGGUGGACAAUGCCAAGAAAAGCCCAAGGGGGAAGAUGUAUGAGGUCCUUGUCCUUAUCAGCUCAGCAGACUCUCAGAGGGCAGAGCGGUUGUGGCGCCUCCACCGAUCACUAGUGCUCACCCACCGGCCCUAUUAUCAUGUGUGCUCACUGAUAUAACAGUGACAUCAAUCUGCCGUCAACCAGACCAUACCUGUGCCAAGUUAAACAAUCAAAGCCGUGCAUAAGGUGCCCUGUGAAUUCACACACCCACGCAAAAACAUGCCCGCAUAUUUCUCUCUAGGGACACAGGAGUUCAUUUGGCAGGGAACCUGUCAGGAUCUGUGCAUGUCAUUUUUCUCACCAACUUGCUGUGCUGGGAGUUUUUUACAGACCUUGCACUUUUUUGAUAGAGGGGCAAACAUUUCGGCUCAUUUCAGACCGAGCACAGACCGACUGGUAGCUUUGCGUGAAACAGCAGCUUUGAAUUUAGACACUGAAGUCCUGUUAAGCAUCUGGUCACAAGGGAUAUGAAGCUGGUUGCAGGGUUAGCCUUGCUGUGGCUGUGGGUUGUGGAGGCCAUGGAAAACUGCCCCGAUACUUGUAAAUGCAGCCAGAAAUCCAGUACGGAAAAGACUGAAGUCAGUUGUCAGAAGAAGGGACUUGAGAGCAUCCCACCCAAACUCCCUCUGGACACAUGGAUCCUUAAAAUGGGAGAAAAUUUAUUGCAGGAUCUCCCAGCCAACAUCCUGAGCUCCGUCCCUAAAAUCGAGAGCGUAAACUUUGAGCGAAACUCAAUCAAAUCAAUACACCCUCAAGCAUUUUCUGGUGCCCAGCGACUAAUGCUUCUGAAUCUGCAAGGAAACCGAAUGUCCAAACUCCCAGUGAAGGGCUUCAAAGAUCUCCUAAACCUACGCUUUCUCAUGCUGGGCCAGAAUCAGAUAGCUAGCCUGAAACCUAACAUGUUCAUUGGCAUGAGGAACCUCUCAGAGCUGGAUCUGCCCCUGAACGCCCUCACUGCUCUCCCACCAAAUACAUUUAAGCCUCUGAUUGCCCUCAAAGUCCUGGAUCUAGCCUUGAACCACAUCCAAAGCAUCUCACCCAAAGCCUUUGUCGGACUUGACGAGCUGCUUUUUCUCAAUUUGGACAACAACAAGCUGAAGAAUAUCCAAGAUGGGACCUUUGCAUCUCUGAUUGGUCUUGAGAUGCUGGUGCUAGACAACAAUUUUCUCUCCACGCUCACUGCGGCCACGCUAGAAGGUCUUUCCAAUCUGCAGGAACUCUAUGUGAGAAAGAAUAAAAUUGAGAGUCUGCCAGCUGACGUGUUCCGCCACACACCUAAACUUACUCACGUGGGCUUAAGUGGGAAUCAGCUUCAUGCCAUUGAUGGAAACAUGCUAGCCAACAUGCAAGGGUUAAAGGAGGUGUUUCUGCAAGACAACCCGUGGAAAUGUGACUGCAGCAUCAACUCGCUGGUGCAUUACAUAGCCCAGAUGAGGGCUAAUCACUCUUCUCUGCAAAGACUUCGAUGCACCAGCCCAGAAGAGUUUCGUGAUAGACCCAUCCACCAGAUUAAAUCUGAUGAACUUCCCUGCAGGGCCUAGAAAAUCCUCACAUCUGAUAUCACAUCACGAACGACCUCCAAAAGUUGGGAGCACAGUGUAAUAACAGCGUGAUAUAUUCUGCAUUUGAAUGGCGAUGCUUCACAAAACUCCAACCACAAUGGCUUUGACAGGUUAAUGAUAGAGCUGCUGUUCUGCAGAUAGUCAUAAUUUUCACCCACACCAGUUAACAAUUUUCAGGCCACCUGGAGAGCAGUACAUCCUACAAAACUAAGGAAGAAGUGUGCGUUUGUUUUUCCUUAUACAAAUGAAAUGCCUAUUUUGUUAUGCAUUAAUAAUAAUAAUAAUAAUACGUUUUCGCAUUUAACUUAAUAUUACAAAAGCUCAUGUUAUAUAUUCUAUGUAUUAUUUAUCCAAAGUGUUUUUUACUGUCCUUCAGCACCUACGUAGAAGACGCUGUCAAAAUAUAUUGUUAGUAGGUGAGUAAAUAAUAAAAAAAAACUGUAUCAUACAGCAGUUAUAAUGUUAUUAAACCCAUUCUCUAAAUUAUUUAUCUAUUUGAUGUAUACAGUAUACACACAAUAAACACAUUUCGCAACUUCUAAUGAUUUUUUGUUAGAUGCACUGAAGCUUAAAGGAAAUAAAUAGAGGUUAGAAAAUCCCCUCUGCUCAGAGACAGACUGCAAACUUCCACCACCACCUGAGACUGAAUUCCUCAUCGGAUUGUUACAGCUGAAUAAGCUUCCUUUCAAAUCAUCAUUCUGUCUCUAAAUUCCACCCAGGGCGCUGAAGCUGCAGUCCCACAUACAGGAGUGGGAUCUUUUCAGAUGCUGGGAAGGUGUUAUUAAAGCAGGCUGCUAAAACUUAUGCUUUGGUAUUUUACAGUUUACUGAUAUUAAAUCUAACUGGUGGGACAGCAUGUAUUCACAGUACAUUUAAAACACACACACACAAGCUAAGCUACAGUGUUAUCAUAGUAGCCUAUAUCAUAGUGACUGAUAUGUCAUGACAUGCUAUAAAAACACUCAUGCAUGCAAUGUUUUCACACUCAGAUGAUUGUGGAUAUCUACUGUCUAACUUUCAAAACAAAAACAAAUUACUGGUGCAUUGUGCUUUUGUGCAUAACAAGAUACUCCUUUAACACCUAAUUUCCCCCAGCGUUGCCAUGGCGACUGUAGCUUAUAGUAGGGAGCUCCUGCAGAUGCCUUACCCCUCACUGCAUCACCUCCUCAACCAGCUGUUACCGACUCAGCAUCCUCCAACCGCCUCACUUUCACUAGUAGAAUUACAAUAAUCAGCUAGAGAAUAAUCAGCUGUGCUUGCUGUUUUACUGCAGUUUUGUAAUAUUGAUGUCAUUUGUAAAUUGACUCUGCAUUGUGGCAAUUUACUGAGAUUAUGCAUCGAUGUAAUAGUAAUGUAAGCUUAACAAGCCAUCCAAAUUCAUCAUAUUCCAUGGAUGUUAUGUAUUUUUUAACCCUUAAAAGAAAAGAUGGAUCUGUCCUUUCCUAAUAUACUACCAAAAUUUAAAUAUGCUCA